Molecule: messenger RNA, 1457 nt
Organism: Arabidopsis lyrata subsp. lyrata
Lineage: Eukaryota; Viridiplantae; Streptophyta; Magnoliopsida; Brassicales; Brassicaceae
Product: putative glycine-rich cell wall structural protein 1
Exons: 4
Coding region: 419-1267 (282 amino acids)
Source: RefSeq, a predicted model, not a curated record
UUAGGUUAGGUUUGAAUAUGUAUUUAAGUUUUUUUUUUGUUUGGUUUGAAAUAUGUUUUUAUGUUAGUUACUUAUGUAAAUGCUUUCAAGAUCCUUCUUUGGCUAUAAAACAAAAAAAAAACACCUUCUUUCGUGUCGGAUCUUGAGAUCACUUUUAGGUUUGAUUUUACUUUUCUUCCUAAUUAGUAUGGUUUAAUUUCAUGGCAGUCAAUAAAAUGGUUUACAAUAGGCAAAGUAAAAACAUAGAGGGGGUUGGUAAUGACUUUUACUCGGCUGCGACAAAAUUCUCAUCUGUAUAUUUUUAACCCUAUCAAGAAACUUAGAGUCUAUUACUUGCAUCACAAGUCUUGAAAAUUUCCAUAAACACUUAACUAGAAUUAUAUAAGAAGGAUUUACUAAUUCUUGUAAACUCUUAGCAAUGGCGUUUUCAUUUAUCAGAGAGCUCCGGAUCUCAGUGACCCUUGUCGUUUUUUUCUUCCUCUUAGUUUCCUUUCAAGGGAACACUUAUAGUGAAGAAGAUGAUUCAGAGGCAGGAGGUGCAGGUGGAGGAGUUGGAGGUGGCGGGACAGGAUUUGGCGGUGGUGGGACUGGUGUGGGAGGCGGAGGGACAGGCGGUGGUACUGGACUUAACGGCGGAGGGACAGGUUUUGGCGGAGGAGGAACAGGAGGAUUAGGCGGUGGCGGUGGUAACGGAGGAGCAGGAGGAUUAGGCGGUGGCGGUGGUAACGGAGGCUUUGGAGGAGGAGGAGCAGGAGGAUUAGGCGGUGGCGGUGGUAACGGAGGCUUUGGAGGAGGAGGAGGAGGAUUAGGUGGGGGUGGUGUUAACGGAGGCUUCGGAGGAGGCGGUGGCGGCGGCGGCUUAGGUGGGGAAGGUCCACCGGAGAUAGUUGCCAAAGCUUUGGAAUGUUUAAAUGAGAAACACAUAUAUAGAGAGUGCGAAGAAACAUGGAGGCUAACGUUAAACGGAGACCUAAAUAUUCCGGUGGCGAGUACGGAGGAGUUCUGCGAAGGACCAUGCUUCUCCGAAACACAUUUGGCUUUGAAUUGCAUUGAAGACAUUAUUCAUCACUACAGAUUCUUUAACAGAGCAACAAUUCACGACAUCCGUGAAACCCUCAAGUCUGGCUGCAGCUACGGACCUGAACGAGGUGAUUUCAACGUUUUGGAACAUAUUGAAGCUGAAGAAGAAAAUAGAAGUGAGAAGAUAAAGUCAAAAUCUGGACCGUUGCUUGGGACUGUGUUGUUCACCAUUGCAUUGCUUCUCUAAGACUUUUCUUAAUUUUUAAUUUUAGCCAUUAUCAUAUAUACAUAUAUAUGUUGCUUAUCUAAUUAAUACAAUAAAUAUAAACCGAUCUCUUUGUAUACUCUUUAAAGAGUACUUUUAAAUAGUUAUGUAGAUGAGUUAAGUUUGAUGUGCAAAUAAUAUUAUUACUAUAUUACUAGAUGAGAUUCCUUAA